Molecule: messenger RNA, 1035 nt
Organism: Rotaria socialis
Lineage: Eukaryota; Metazoa; Rotifera; Eurotatoria; Philodinida; Philodinidae
Source: the annotation of a GenBank genome assembly
AUGUCAACAACACCAAAAGCAACAGAUUUAAAUGCAGGUUCACAGGGCGUAGUACCAACAAGUAAAGCAUCACACUCAAAUGAAAAUGAAAAUACUCGUUAUGAAACAGUUGAACGCGGUCAAUUACAUACAGCUAAUUAUCGUUGCUAUUUGCGAGAUGUUCAAACAAAAUUAAUAGUAUCACCAUUUCAUGACAUUCCACUUGUCAAUGAACAAUAUUCGUCGUCCACUAGAAAUCAAGAAAUAAAAAUUUAUAAUAUGGUCGUAGAAGUACCACGUUGGACAAAUGCUAAGAUGGAAAUAAAUAAACAAUUAAAAAUGAAUCCACUUGUACAAGAUAUUAAAAAUGGUAAACCUCGUUUUGUUCAUAAUGUGUUUCCUUAUCAUGGUUACUUAUGGAAUUAUGGUGCUUUACCUCAAACAUGGGAAGAUCCAAAUCAUAUAGAUGCAGAUACAAAAACAAUUGGCGACAAUGAUCCAUUAGAUGUUUGUGAAAUAGGUACUAGUCUUCAUCGAACUGGUUCAAUUGUACCUGUAAAAAUUGUUGGUGUACUUGGUUUAAUUGAUGAAGGUGAAACAGAUUGGAAAUUAAUAGGUAUUGAUGUUCGUGAUAAACUUGCAUCGAAAAUUAAUGAUAUUAAUGAUGUCGAAACAAAUCUUCCAGGUUUACUCGAAGCAACACGUCGCUGGUUUAAAUAUUAUAAAGUUCCAACUGGAAAACCUCCAAAUAAAUUUGCACUUGAUGAAAAAUAUGGUGAUCGAGCAUAUGCAAAACGUGUUAUUAACGAAACAAGAACAUAUUGGGAGAAAUUAGCAAGUGGUGAAACAAAAGUUGAAGAAAAAGUUUGCUCAAUUGCUAAUACAACACUAAAUAAUCAUGUCACAAUGAAAAAAGACGAUGCAGAAAAACUUGUUGAAGCUGAUGAAAAUUAUCACAAAGAACCAGCGCAAGUUGAUUCAAGUGUUCAUCAACUUGCAUAUGUUCGAGAUGAAGAAGAAUGUGCGACAAAAGAAAAAAGUUUUAAAGCCAAAUAA